Malus domestica (apple) is the source of this 1378-nucleotide messenger RNA. Its product is annotated as putative 12-oxophytodienoate reductase 11. The record is from RefSeq and is a predicted model, not a curated record. Lineage: Eukaryota; Viridiplantae; Streptophyta; Magnoliopsida; Rosales; Rosaceae. Gene Ontology annotation, molecular function: FMN binding; oxidoreductase activity.
GCAUUGAUUUUUAUGUUUUUUUUUUUUUCGUUUUUUAAUUUGUAUUCUGCUAGAGAAGCUGAGAUUUGGGCAGUUGGGUUUUGUUCAUUUGGAAACAUAUUUAGCAACUAAAUUAGUCAAUUCUUAAAGAAAAUAAACUUGGACAGGUGUUACUGAAAUUCGUUGUAAGCCCCAGAUCUUGAAAGCAAAUAUAUGCAUAGAUGAUGCCUAGAACUCUGAAGCACUCAUCACACCUGAAGUUGUCUUAGCACCAAUGGGUAGACAAAGAUCAUACGGACAUGUUCCUCGGCCGCAUGCGAUCUUAUAUUACUCCCAGAGAACAUCUAACGGGGGUCUUCUCAUAACUGAAGCCACUGGAGUUUCUGACACAGCUCAAGGGUACACAGAUACUCCCGGUAUAUGGACAAAGGAGCAAGUUGAAGCAUGGAAACCCAUUGUUGAUGCUGUUCAUGCUAAAGGCGGCAUCUUCUUCUGUCAGAUUUUGCAUGUAGGGAGGGUUUCAAAUACCGGAUUUCAGCCAAAUGGGCAAGCUCCAAUCUCUUCUACUGAGAAGCGGGUACCAUUAAAUGGCAUUGAUGUUUCUGAAUUCACGCCUCCAAGACGAUUAAGGACAGAUGAAAUUCCACAAAUUGUCAAUGAUUUUAGACUUGCUGCAAGGAAUGCAAUGGAAGCUGGCUUUGAUGGAGUGGAAAUUCAUGGGGCCCAUGGAUACCUUAUUGAUCAGUUUACGAAAGAUCAAGUGAAUGAUAGAACAGACCAAUAUGGCGGAUCUACGGAGAAUCGUUGUCGAUUUGCUCUGGAAAUUGUUGAAACUGUUGCUAACGAGAUAGGAGCGGAUAAAGUUGGAAUUAGAUUAUCUCCAUUUGCCAACUAUAUGGGAUCAGGGGAUUCAGACCCUGAAGCGUUGGGCCUUUAUCUGGCCAAUUCAUUGAACAAGUACGGGAUUGUGUACUGCCAUAUGGUUGAGCCGAGGAUGAAGACAAUUGGAGAAAAGAGUGAUUGCCCCCAGAGUCUUGUACCCAUGAGAAAGGCUUUUAAUGGUACCUUCAUUGCUGCUGGUGGUUAUGACAAGGAAGAAGGGAACAAUGGCGUGGCCGAGGGCCGUGCAGAUCUUAUUGCUUAUGGCCGUAUUUUCUUGGCGAAUCCGGAUUUGCCAAAGAGAUUUGAGCUUAAUGCUCCUCUAAACAAGUACAACAGAGAGACAUUCUACGCGUUUGAACCGCUUAUUGGCUACACUGAUUAUCCGUUCCUUGAAACCACUCCUUAGGUUAUGGAAGCUUGUACACUUUUAUAUUUCAUCAUGAAUAUGGUACUUGGUAUUACACUUUUGAUUUGUUCUAUACAUUUAAAAUUCAAAUAAAUUUUUGUACAAAUGAAA